This is a messenger RNA of Colletotrichum truncatum, 1158 nucleotides long. Its product is annotated as DHHC zinc finger domain-containing protein. NCBI's taxonomy places the organism in Eukaryota, Fungi, Ascomycota, Sordariomycetes, Glomerellales, Glomerellaceae. The record is from RefSeq and is a predicted model, not a curated record.
AUGGACAACGUCUUCGUUCUUCCCGGCCCUGCCACAGCCGCCUCCGCUGACGCCUGCCUUCCCUUCUGGCAACGUUGGCUUUCUUCCCUCUGGCGUUAUGCCAGAGACCUCUUCUACGGAAUCUCGGCUUGGAUUCCUAUUCUUCUGAUUAUCGACCUGGUGGCCUCUUCCUGGUUGGUUUUAGAGUUCCUCGUUAGCGAUAUCCUUAUGCUUAGCUUUAAGCAAAAUGGUUUCUUAACGGCUCCGAGCUUGUAUUACCGUGCGGUUGCCCUGGCCCUUCUUGGGUACCGGAGUUUCCGGAUUCUAAACUCCGGGUACUGUCCGCCUUCGGGCGCGAUCUUUGGCAUGAAGAACUCGGUACAGUCCGUCACCUCCCCCGCCACCGCCGCCUCCUUCGUCCGCCGGGGACUCCGUCCCAACGCCUGUACGGAGUGUGUUCCGGAGGGAACCACUCUCGGGGACAACGGCCAAAACCGGCUGGACCGCAUGUACCAUGGGAUGACCAGAGGAGGGAGAAACCUGGGCUGCUUGCCCGUCUUCGAUCACUACUGCUGGUGGCUCUGGGUGCCAGUUUGCCUAACCACGAUCAAGUCCUACCUUCUCUUCAUGGUGUACAUUUGUAUGUUUCAUGCUUUGACGCUUGGGAUACUGACGUGGUCACUUAUUUCCUACUCCUGGAGCUGGCCUGGCUUUCUUUAUGCCAUUCUUGUUGCUGCUUUUCCUGCGAUGCUCAACUGGGUGGAGAAGGCACCACUCACUGGCCAGUGGAAGCACCUAGGAAUGAUGAACAGCACGAACCGGGAAUGGCUCCUGUUUGUCAAGUCAAGGGGCCGCACGCCACGAUCAGAAUGGCCAAUGUACAUCCGUGUUGAAGACGGCAGUUUCCAGUAUUAUACGGCAACCUACAAUCCUUGGGAUCUCGGAACGAUGGGCAACCUUCGAGAAGCCUUGGGCGACCACUUGUGGCAAUGGCCCUUCCCUUGGGUUGUCCCUCGCCGGGUGCGAGAAUAUGGUAUGAACGAAGACGCAGACCUGACCUUCUCGUCUCGGUGGAUCGAAGAAGUGCAGGUGAAUAGUACCAUUCCGCAAGGAAUUGAGCUUCGAGAGCUGCCCCGUGCGCUUCGCAAUCGCCAUCAGUUCUCGUCGACAGAUCAGUAG